AUGGCAACCACGGAACAGUUCUCAGCUACCCCAGCACAUCUUCUCUCCCAAUCGAAUCAGCCAGAAGUUGAGGCAGCUCCCAAGGCUAGCGACCGGUCAAGUUAUAUUCCUCGUGGUGACACCGUUGUCAUCUUGAACUACUUCACGCCUCCAGAAGAUGGCUCUGUUCCUUUCAACUAUGUCGAGGAUCCCCCGGAGGGCCAGCCCAAGCAAAAUUACGGAAUGGUCGAUAUCCAAGUUCCCGUCACAGACAUUCGUGGUCAUGAAGACGAGUACAACCUAGAUAAAGACGCUUUCAAAGUUGUUUCCAACGUUCCCGAGUCCGCAGAGAGGGAUUUUGUCGAUGAUGCCUCUAUCGAGAAAAACUAUUAUCCUGAGCUUGAGAAAUUGAUUUUAGACCACGUCCCUGGCAGCAACAGAGUGGUAUUCUUCGAUCAUACCAUCCGCCGCUCUAGCCCUGGAGCCAACCGAGGUCCAGUCACCCGAGUUCAUAUUGAUCAAACGAAGACUUCUGCCCGUCAACGAGUUUUCCGACACGCUCCUGAAGAUGCAGAAAAGCUUCUUCAGGGAAGAUACCGAAUUAUCAAUAUCUGGCGUCCUCUCAACGGUCCAGUUCAAUCAAGCCCUCUUGGGUUUGCCUCUUCUGCCACUAUGGAAGAUGAAGAUCUCAUCCCUAUUGAGCAUCGAUAUCCUGAUCGCACCGGAGAAAUCGCUGGCAUCAGAUACAAUGAGGGCCAGAAAUGGUAUUAUCUUUCUGGAAUGGAGAAUAACGAGAGCCUUUUCUUGGAAUGCUUUGAUAGCGAGGCUUUGAAGCCAAAUUCUGAGGUCAAGGGUGGAAGAGUGCCACACACGGCUUUCACCGAUCCUCGCACACCUGAAGGUGCCGUUGGAAGAGACAGCAUUGAAGUCAGAACCUUGGUUUUUGGUCCAUAA
Hymenoscyphus albidus is the source of this 933-nucleotide messenger RNA. The record is from the annotation of a GenBank genome assembly. Lineage: Eukaryota; Fungi; Ascomycota; Leotiomycetes; Helotiales; Helotiaceae.